Messenger RNA from Dovyalis caffra, 867 nucleotides. The record is from the annotation of a GenBank genome assembly. Lineage: Eukaryota; Viridiplantae; Streptophyta; Magnoliopsida; Malpighiales; Salicaceae.
AUGGUUGCCUCUCCUAUCUGCUCCAAGACCAGCUUCCAUGCUCGAUCCAACAGUCUACCCUCUAGACCACACCCAAUCAUUUCUGAAUUUGAUGAGCAUAUUUGCAGAGUAAGAGAUUCACAGGCCACCUCUUCAUCAUCAUCAUCAAUAGGCCACAAACUAUGUAGCCUUCAGGAUUUGUAUGAUUCUGUUGAUAAGUUCCUACAACUGCCACUUACACAACGAUGCUUAGCACGUGAACACAAUCAUAAAUGUGUCGAUGGCCUACUAGAUGGAUCUCUUAGGCUCUUGGAUGUGUGCAACUUUACCAAGGAUGCACUAAUGCAAUCGAAAGAAUACAUUCGUGAGCUUCAAUCGGUUAUUCGAAGAAGACAAGAAGGUCUUGACAGUGAGAUCAGGAAAUACACAGCAUCCAGGAAAGUAGUAAAGAAGGCAAUAAAAAAGGCCAUGAAGAGCUUGAAGGGCAUAGAAAACACGUGCACCUUCUCUAAUGAAGACCCUGAGAUUGUGGCCAUGAUUGGCAUGUUAAGAGAGGUUAAGUCCAUCAGUCUCACCGUGUUCGAAUCAUUGCUAUCAUUCAUUUCUGAACCAAAGUCACAAGCAAAGAAAAGCGGCUGGUCAUUGGUUUCCAAGCUGAUACACCACCAAAAAAUAGCUUGCGAGGAAGAAGAAACAAAUGUGAAUGAAUUUGCAGUGGCUGAUGCUGCGUUGGAAUCUCUUAUCAGUUGCAAAACAGAUGAGAUGAAGAAUGUGCAAAAGAAGCUGAACAGUUUGGAUUUGUGCAUUGAAGAUCUUGAAGAUGGAAUUGAAGGCCUCUUUAGGCGCAUGAUAAAAACUAGAGCCUCCUUUCUCAAUAAUUUCAAUUAG